CCCGGCUGGCACCUGGGAGGAACAGCCAGUGCAGCCGCAGCCAUGGCUCCCUGCACCUUCGCCCUCCUCCUCCUGCUGGACCUGCUGACCUUCCCGGAGCACGGACACGGCCUCCGGCGCCACAAGAGGGACUGGGUCAUCCCCCCCAUCAACUGCCCCGAGAAUGACCAGGGACCCUUCCCCAAGCAUCUGGCGCAGAUCAAAUCCAACAAGGACAAGGAGACCAAGGUUUUCUACAGCAUCACGGGGCAGGGAGCAGACACCAUCCCCGUGGGUGUGUUCAUCAUCGAGCGGGAGACGGGGUGGCUGAAGGUGACAAAACCACUGGACCGGGAGGAGAAGGAUAAAUACGUGCUCUACUCCCACGCCGUGUCGGCCAACGGUCAGCCUGUGGAGGAUCCCAUGGAGAUCAUCAUCACCAUUACCGACCGGAAUGACAACCGGCCCGUCUUCACCCAGGCGGUUUUCAGCGGUUCUGUGCUGSAGGGAGCUGCGCCAGGCACGCCAGUGCUGCAGGUGCUGGCCACCGAUGCGGACGAUGCCGUGAGCUCCACCAAUGGCGUUGUSAGCUAUUCCAUCCUGAGCCAGGUGCCGGAGCAGCCCCAGCCUGGGAUGUUCACCAUCAACAGCAGCUCUGGGCUGAUCUCUGUGGCCGUGCCGGGGCUGGUGGCCGAGGUGGUCCCUGAAUACACGCUGGAGAUCCAGGCUGCCGACCAGGAGGGCUACGGGCUACGAGCCACGGCCACYGCCCGCAUCACAGUGCAGGCCGACAGCAUGACUGAGGUGGGAAAUGGCACCCUGACCACCCAYGUGCUGAACACGGCCACAGGGCUGCCAGCAGCCGGUCUUCUUGUCCGCCUAGCCCAGCUGCAGGAGCCRGGGCUGCAGUGGACAGAGCUGGCCCAGAGGCACACGGAUGCGGACGGGCGCUGCCAGCCCCUCCUGGCACCAGGACAGGCCAAGGCUGGCACCUACAARCUGCACUUUGAGACAGCCGAGUACUGGCAGGGGCUGGGGCACACCAGCUUCUACCCCUUCGUGGAGGUUGUCUUCACCAUUGCUGACCCGGCUCAGAAGCUCCACGUCCCACUGCUGAUCAGCCCCUACUCCUACACCACCUACCGGGGCAGUUAGGAGGGCAUGGCCUCCCCUGGGGGAUGCAGGAAUGGCCUCCCUUUGGACGCCACCGACACCAUUAAAAGAUCCAAA
Molecule: messenger RNA, 1209 nt
Organism: Malurus melanocephalus (red-backed fairy wren)
Lineage: Eukaryota; Metazoa; Chordata; Aves; Passeriformes; Maluridae
Product: 5-hydroxyisourate hydrolase-like
Exons: 9
Coding region: 43-1134 (363 amino acids)
Biological process (GO): calcium-dependent cell-cell adhesion; cell morphogenesis; adherens junction organization
Cellular component (GO): catenin complex; adherens junction; plasma membrane
Molecular function (GO): cadherin binding; hydroxyisourate hydrolase activity; calcium ion binding
Source: RefSeq, a predicted model, not a curated record